This is a messenger RNA of Octopus sinensis (East Asian common octopus), 1326 nucleotides long. RefSeq lists its product as uncharacterized. The transcript is spliced from 2 exons. Gene Ontology annotation, molecular function: catalytic activity. The record is from RefSeq and is a predicted model, not a curated record. NCBI's taxonomy places the organism in Eukaryota, Metazoa, Mollusca, Cephalopoda, Octopoda, Octopodidae. Gene Ontology annotation, biological process: chromatin remodeling. Gene Ontology annotation, cellular component: nucleus. The coding region runs from base 1 to 1326 and encodes 441 amino acids.
AUGAGGCUACAAAGAGAUUUUACUUUGCUAUCAUUCAAUGUCAGAGGACUAUCUGACCUAUCCAAGCGAAAAAUCCUAUGCCGGGAUCUGAAUGCAUAUGGUGCAACUAUCGGAUGCUUUCAAGAAACGAAGGUCAAAGGCGGGCUAGAUGAGAUACACAACGAGUAUCGAAUCAUUCUCCUUCCAUCAGAAUCACGUCAUUAUGGGCAGGGGAAUUCAAUUCACAAAUACUACCGUGUGAACGACCGCAUAUGUGUACUACAACUGAGACAAAAAACUUUGACCAACACGGAUCGAAUAAUCAGCAUUAUAAAUGUCUACGCCCCACAAAGUGGAAGACUGAAGAAGAACGUGGAUGAACUAGACUCUUUCUAUCACAUGCUAUCAAAGACCUACACGAGUAUAAAAACAUCCUUCCUUAUACUAAUUGCCGGUGAUUGGAAUGCUAAGGCAGGCAAAGGCCGUGGUGAAGAAGUGUUCAUGGGCAGACACGGACGGGGGAUAAGAAAUGCACCAGGUGAAAUGCUUGUGAACUUCUGCAGCAUAUUCAAGCUACUGCUAUGCAAUACGGUCUUUCCUCAUGCGGCACGUCAUAAAACCACGUGGACCGGGACUAGAAGAAACAAAAAUGGGGAGUACGUCAACAUCUAUAAUCAAAUCGAUUAUAUCAUCUGUAGACAAGAAGAAAAACAUCGAUUGCUGGAUGCCAGGUCAUAUGGCGGGGCACUUACACUGAGCGAUCACAAAGUCAUUGUGGCACGAUUGAGACUGAAAAGAAUUUUUGGAUCGCCUCUUUCAAAAGAAAAUGAAUCAAACCGAAUUAGAUACUCAGUGGAAAAACUGAUUACAUCAGAUGUUACCAAGGAAAAAUACUCCCAGGCAAUCAUCGAAAACCUAAAAGUAACAGAAACGAAACCACUCAAACCCAUUGAAUCCAAAUGUUGCCGAAAUGGCAACAAAACAAAAGCCAUCCAACUGAAAAUUGAAAACACCAACGACAAGGAGGCAAAGGAAAAACUCAAAAGAGAACGUAGGAAAAUAUCGAGAACAAUCAAGAAGGAAAAUCUUAAAUACGUGAAAGCUUUAUUAAACUCUCGAAUAUCAGAAGUUGAAGACUUAAAGGAUGGUGCGCAAAUGUACGCAGCCAUCAGACUACUACGCCGACGACAACAGAAAACAAAACUGGUUGUGCACGAUGAACAUGGGAAAACAAUUGGAAACCCAAUCGAAAUGGUAAAUACAAUCGCCGACCACUUCGAAAUACUAUUCAAUGGCAGGGCCGAUGCUCUCGAUGAGGGUGAAGAACGUUAUCUAAACAACAAAUAA